Metarhizium album ARSEF 1941 is the source of this 345-nucleotide messenger RNA. Its product is annotated as Amino acid/polyamine transporter I. NCBI's taxonomy places the organism in Eukaryota, Fungi, Ascomycota, Sordariomycetes, Hypocreales, Clavicipitaceae. Gene Ontology annotation, molecular function: transmembrane transporter activity. The transcript is spliced from 4 exons. Gene Ontology annotation, biological process: transmembrane transport. The record is from RefSeq and is a predicted model, not a curated record. The coding region runs from base 1 to 345 and encodes 114 amino acids. Gene Ontology annotation, cellular component: membrane.
AUGUAUACACCUGCCCGUAAAUUGAUUGGACGUCAGACUGAUGCGGUCACGGGGCCUGAUGGCAUUGCCUGGAUGCUCGGCCUUCUCCCAGGCGGUCCUGGCGUCACUGCCUUUGACGCGGUCGCUCACAUGAUUGAAGAGAUCCCUCACGCUGCUUCUGAAGGGCCCAGGAUCAUGGUCGUUUGCGUCGGCAUCGGCACAUUCACCGGCGCAAUCCUCCUCAUCGUUUUUUUGUUCGUCUCAGGAAACAUUGACGACGCUGUCAGCUCUCGUGCCGGACCACUCCUUCAGAUCUUGAUCCACGCAACGAAGAGCAACGCCGGGGCUAUGUGUUCACUGAUGUAG